AUGAAUUUCUACGUUAAGUGUGUGACAACUUUCCUAAUCAUCAGUGCAACAACAGAAGCUUCAAAUGAAGAAAAUUUCUUCGAUAGAGGCUAUAGAUCUUUAUAUCGAGUUUAUGAAGAAUGUCAACUGCGUAGUGGUGGAUUAUCACCAUGCUUGAAGAAAAAAGCUAUAACAUUCUUUGAAAGACUUGGAAGAAUUGAUAAUCUUCCUAUAUCUGAUAAUCUGGAGUUAGUUAAAGUACCUGACAGCAUUAAUAACACUUCAAUCAAUUAUCCAAAUGAUGUGGAAAGUCUUGGACGAGCUGGUGCAUCAAGGGACGAAAUAUUAAAUGAUAUUUUGUUCGAUAGAGUUGCCAAUUUAAUGAAUGGAUUUAAUGUUAAGAUUAGUUUACCAAAAACAACACCUGGUGAACUUAAAAGAAGCAUGGAAGAGGGUCGUGGGAAAAUGAAGAAGAUGAUGGGGAUGAUGAUGAUGGGAAUGGCAAUGAAAAUGGCAGCAUUAAUCCCAAUUGCAAUGGGAGUUUUAUUCCUGCUGGCAGGAAAGGCUCUAAUCAUCAGUAAAAUUGCUUUGGUUCUAUCAAUGAUUAUUGGAUUGAAGAAACUCUUGAGUCAGAAGCAAGAUCAUGGCAGUUCUCAUGGUGGAUGGCAAAGCAGCGGUGGAGGCGGAGGCUGGGAUCGGAGUUUAAAAGACAUCACCAACCUUGAAACUACUGAAUCGAACCAGAAAAUUGCUCAAAACCUUGCUUACAGUGCACAAAAACCUCAAUAA
Messenger RNA from Chelonus insularis, 768 nucleotides. It is a transcript of the gene Osi12, whose product is annotated as DUF1676 domain-containing protein Osi12. Bases 1 to 768 code for a protein of 255 amino acids. NCBI's taxonomy places the organism in Eukaryota, Metazoa, Arthropoda, Insecta, Hymenoptera, Braconidae. The transcript has a single exon. The record is from RefSeq and is a predicted model, not a curated record. Gene Ontology annotation, cellular component: membrane.